AUGCUAGUAGAACAAUUAUCAGCUGGUUCGCAGGAAGUGAAGGUUGUCGCAACCCGUGAACUCCGAUUAAUGGCAAAAAUCGGGAAGGAGAAUAGUUGCUCAAGAGAAUGCCCUGACUACAUAUUGAACAUAUCUAUUCAUGAUGAAAACAAGAGAAAGAUUAUGGAGGAGAAUGGUUGUUUGGAAUUAAUAGUAUAUGUUCUGAGAUAUGGGUUAACUACUGAGGCAAGGGAGAAUGCAGCUGCUACAUUGUUCAGCCUCUCUGCUGUCCAUGACUUCAAGAAGAUGAUUGUGGAUGAGCAUGGUGUUGUUGCAGCACUAGCUGAUUUGCUGAUGCAGGGAAGCCCAAGGGGAAAGAAAGAUGCAGUGAUGGCCUUGUUUAAUCUUUUGACCCAUCCUGAGAGCUGGUCCCAAAUGUUGAAUAUGGGAGCAGUUUCAGCCCUGGCGGGAGCUUUGAGAGAUGAAAUUGUUGCUGAGGAGGUUGCUGGAGCUCUGACAUUGCUUAUGAGGCAUCACAUUCUGGCGCAGACAAUUGCAAGUGAGGAUACUGCAAUCACAAAUCUGGUAGGGUUAAUGAAAAGGGGCACCCCUAAGGCAAAGGAGAAUGCAAUUGCAGCUUUGCAAGAAAUGUGCAGACGUGGAGGAUUAAAUGUGAUAUAG
Molecule: messenger RNA, 660 nt
Organism: Zingiber officinale
Lineage: Eukaryota; Viridiplantae; Streptophyta; Magnoliopsida; Zingiberales; Zingiberaceae
Product: U-box domain-containing protein 4-like
Exons: 2
Coding region: 1-660 (219 amino acids)
Cellular component (GO): cytoplasm; nucleus
Molecular function (GO): protein binding
Source: RefSeq, a predicted model, not a curated record